Messenger RNA from Mesorhabditis spiculigera, 780 nucleotides. NCBI's taxonomy places the organism in Eukaryota, Metazoa, Nematoda, Chromadorea, Rhabditida, Rhabditidae. The record is from the annotation of a GenBank genome assembly.
AUGCGCGAGACGGAGGAAAAGCCGAUACCGGAUGUGGCGAAGCCGUUGACGGUCAAGCCGCCAGAUGGAGUGGCACAUCCACAUCCGGGGAUGUGGAUGGGUAAUAUGCAGAAUGUGUUGCCGAUAUGGAUUAAUCAACGGGAGGGAUAUACAGCUUCGGCUGCAAGUGCCGGGAUGCUGCACCCAUCUUUCGACCAAGCUUUUUAUGGGCAACGCUGGCCAGCCGACGCCACUGUGUAUGAUGCACCCAAGCUCGCUGACAACCAAACAACACCCGUUUUCUUCCCCCAAGCGAACUUUGCGACCGCCAGCCCGCAAGGAGCCAGUAGCGCGGAGCCACCCUACCCUACCGAUCCGUUCCCCUCCACCUCAACGGCUUCCCCGAUCGUACAAGCAUCACUACUCCAAAAUAAUUAUCGAUUCGAUAUGAUGAACUCGGCUCAUGGUUACUACAUGUACCCCACAUUUCAACCCCCGGACUACGGCUUCCUCACAAACUGGAAAAACUCUGCUGCCAUCAAGCGUGAUAAUAGCCAACCCCCAUACCGUACCGGCCCUGGGACCAACAAUGUGCGUGUCCGGACGUCGGAAAAAUACCGGAAUGUAUAUACCGAUACGCAACGGCUGGAGCUGGAGAAGGAAUGGAGCCACAACCAAUUCAUAAAUGCCGAGCGCAAGGCGCAUCUUUCAACGGAGCUGCAGCUGACCGAGCGGCAGAUCAAGAUUUGGUUCCAGAAUCGACGUGCAAAGGAUCGUCGGGAAUCGAAGAAGAGCAAGCAC